GUCGGUCGGUUGGUCGGUUCAGCCAGAGUCGGCUGCCAACGCGCCCUCUGCCGGCGGCUGGCGGUGCGGGUCCUCCGAACUGCGGGUCCGGCAGUGCGUGUGUGGGCAGGACGAGCGCUGGCCAGGCAGGGUUUGAGCUGAUACAGUGAGACAGAAGUGUGAGGGAUUGGUGUAAGCGAGGAGAGCGACUGUGACGGAAUCUGGAGAAUGCUGAGAUAUGUGUGAUCCUGUGUGAUCGUGACGGUGACAACGUGCGGAGCGCAUGAGUCCGCCGUGCUGGCGCAUUUAUUGAAACCAACCUGUCUCAUCGCUGACGGUUCAAAACACUCCUGAGCUGUGUGAGCCGGAUCGUCCGUCAACUUCAUCUGGCAAAUUUCAUGAGUACCUGAGUGCGUGUCACCACAUCGUGACGUCAGUAGCCGUCACGUGAACAUCCGCCAGUGUCUGUGAGUGAGACACGGCGUGCGUUCGAAAUCCAAGGGAGAUUUCAUCCUGCGAAGAAGGUGAAUGCUCGCUUAUAUAGUGUCAUACUGCGUGACAGUGGCCAACUCGUGGUCACAGGGUGAACGCUUUGGUCCCCCAUAUCCUGUGUGAAUGUGCAACCAACUCCUGGGAUUGUCGUAUGGCCAGGAACGACGAAAUACCCACAGAAGCGUGCUGUUUUUAUUGCUUCUGCCAUUAGAUCUGAGGACUCCUGAAAAACAGCAUCGAUUUAUUUCCUUUUGUUGUCUCAACUGGUAAACAAGGAGAGACCUUGCUCGAAUUGGAGUGAAGUGGCUUUGAACUUUGCGGAGGGUGCAAUCUAAGUGUUCCUUUAUUAUCCGCCGUCUUUGUUGUGAAGAGCGUCAGCGAACUUGUGGAACAGGACCGCUGAAGGAGUGAAGCGACCGCAGGGAGUUCAAGGUCCCAGCGACGGCUGGGUGCCAGCAGCAGCUCCGUCAUCGCCAGGCAGUGGGCGGCCCGGCGGGCCCGGCGGGUCGGCAGCCAUGGGUCAGAGUCCGGCCAAAGCGACGCCGGCUCCGGCGGCCAGUAUGAACGCCACCCUGCGGCAGCACAUGACACUGCUGGAGCAGCAGCGACUCUGCCUGCAGGCCAACCUGACGGAGCCGCAACCCGAGGGUCUGCACUGCCCGCGGGUGUUUGACGGCAUCUCGUGCUGGGAUCCGGCGCCGGCGGGCACAACGGUCACCCGGCCCUGUCCCGCCUACUUCCAGGGCUUCUACGAACAUAACCAGAUGCAGAAGCAAUGCAUGCCAGAUGGCACUUGGUUCUUUCACGGAGAGCACAACAGGACCUGGACCAACUUCAGCUCCUGUCACAUCGCGCCCGAGUCUAGCGGCCACCUUCUGCCCGAUGAGCAUCUCACCAUGAUCAACUACUCCGAUAACGACCUGAUCAAGGUGUGGACUCCCGUCAUUAAGAACAUCAGCAGGGCCGGCUACGGUAUAUCGCUCACUUCUCUCAUCAUGGCCAUGGUGAUAUUCUGCAGCAUACGGAAGCUGAGGUCGUGCCCGCGGACAAACCUGCACAUGCACCUGUUUGUAUCGUUCAUCCUGAAGGCCGGCAUGUGGGUGGCCAUGGAUGUCGUCUCGUACGACUGGCUCGGUCCCGGCUACAGUGGCAGUUGGGUGUGUAAGAUGGUGACCAGUAUCACGCAGUACUUCACCAUGGCCAACUACUCGUGGGUCACCAUGGAAGGGCUCUACCUGUUCUGUCUCAUCUACCUGGCGCUGUUUUCCGACCACAGCAGCAUCACGCCCUACAUUCUACUGGGAUGGGGUUUUCCGAUAUGUUUUGUUGUUCCGUGGGUGGUGGUCCGAGCCCUGAUGGAGGAUUUCUACUGUUGGCGCGUCAACAUCAACAACGGCUUCUUCUGGAUCAUUCGAGCACCAACCAUCUUCCUGAUCCUGGUGAACGCGGUGCUUUUCGUGUGCAUCGUGCUCAUCUUGAUGCAGAAGCUGAACUCGUCCAUCUCAGUCGAGACGCGCCGUUACAGGUACAGGAAGCUGGCGAGGUCGACUCUGGUGCUGAUCCCGCUGUUUGGCUUCCACUACGUCGUCUUCAUCGGCCUCUCCGCCUUCAUGAACGUCAACAGAGUGCUGGAGCUCAUCUGGCUGUUCGGUGAUCAGCUCUUCGCUUCAUUCCAGGGUUUCUUCGUGGCGAUUCUGUACUGUUUCAUGAACUCUGAGGUGAAGCUGGAGCUGCGGAAGCACUGGGCAGCCUGGCGCUACUCUCGGGCGUCCGCCGCCUCCAGGGGCUACCGCAUGAACAACGGCAAGAGCUAUAGAAGCACGGGCCGCAGCUCGGUGCAGAGCACCACGCUCAUGGAGAAGCCGUCCGAGGCCGGCGGCCAGAGCCGCACGCCGUCCCCGCUCGUGGCGGCCAUCACGGCCAAAGGCUCCUCCGCCAGACAGCCGUGUGUGGCCGAGUCCAUCCGGGAGGACGCGCUCGAGGACAGCAGGGAGCCCAGCUCUGACAUCAUCCUGGUGCCGCCGCCGCCGGCGCCGGCGACCACCGACCCCCGGUCGGCCGCCAGCACCCUGCUGGUGUGUUAUAACGGCGACAGCGGCGGCUCGGUACGGAUCCAGACCGCCCCGGCCGCCCCCGCCGCCGCCGCAGACCACCCAGCAGCCGGCGACAACAACGCAGCCUGAACCAAAGACGACCCGGGUGCCGCUGUGGCACUGUUCGGUGACAUAAGGCGCUGCGUUAGUGUGUAGGCAUUACAUCAGUGACGUAGCAGUACCGUCAGUGACGUGUGACGCAUUACUGACGUCUGUUUUCUGCGGUCGGAAGGUAUUUGAUGAGCCGUUCCUGUCCCGCGGCCGUCCGCCCACUGUUGAAAAGUUGCUGUGAUUUUUAUGUUACCAGUCAGUGGGGACUGAAGUGGGUGCCGUUGUGACGCUUUCGACGCUGUAUGAGCUGAAAGGGAGAGACGAUUGGUGAGGUGACGUUGGAAGUGCGAGCUGUGGACGGGCCGUGGCCUCCAUUGGCGCUUAGUGUGUGGUGGAUGGGUUACAGCCGGUGUAAGACAUUAAUGUCAUUGCGCAUUGUACAAUGUGCAGGCUGUUUACGUACAAGUUACCUGUGAUGAAUGUAUCAAAGGCUGAGGUAGGACGAGGGCUAUCUUUCGGAUAUUGUUGAAAAUUGUCGGUUUCUGCUCUAAAAAGGCUCGAACAGGCAGCAGUCAUGUUGUGUACAAAUGAAAUCCAAAAUUGCCUUGAGAAGGCAAAAACUUGAUCCUUACGAACGCAGAACGUUAGGUCUUUGAGGAAGUCUUUUCAUGCCUGACAUUGUUUGUGGUGCUCGAUGAGGAAGCAUACGCUACAUUCCGUUCCGAGAACGUCUCUCCUACCACUGUAACUGUAAUGGGUGCAGCCCCAGCGAUGUCCCAUGACGAGCGGGGCUAGAUGCGGGUGUUCUCUAUGGAUAAACGAGUGUCACAAUGAAUGUGGACAUGGGCCAAUCAAUCAGGAGUGGGGCCUAUCGCUUACGUGACAAUAAGUGAGAUGGCUUUCUGGCAGCAGGCACUGGCUCGCUCUCCAGGCUCCAUGUCAGCGUGAGUGCCACAGGCACACCAUCACGAGUCACGACGGCGCGCCGGUACCUUAUAGUUGCGCCCGUGGCCGUCAGGUGGCAGUGCGGCGCUGCAUAACAGCUCUCUGUUGUGACAUGGUGGCACACGGGCUGGCAUGUGUUCCAUUGUUGUUUACUUUUGAUUUGAUUUUUGUCAUGAGUACAGGGUCUUUGUUAA
Amphibalanus amphitrite is the source of this 3754-nucleotide messenger RNA. Its product is annotated as vasoactive intestinal polypeptide receptor 2-like. Gene Ontology annotation, biological process: adenylate cyclase-modulating G protein-coupled receptor signaling pathway; cell surface receptor signaling pathway. Gene Ontology annotation, cellular component: plasma membrane. Gene Ontology annotation, molecular function: peptide hormone binding; G protein-coupled peptide receptor activity. The coding region runs from base 987 to 2654 and encodes 555 amino acids. The transcript has 13 exons. NCBI's taxonomy places the organism in Eukaryota, Metazoa, Arthropoda, Thecostraca, Balanomorpha, Balanidae. The record is from RefSeq and is a predicted model, not a curated record.